Molecule: messenger RNA, 1385 nt
Organism: Xenopus tropicalis (tropical clawed frog)
Lineage: Eukaryota; Metazoa; Chordata; Amphibia; Anura; Pipidae
Gene: mxra7
Product: matrix-remodelling associated 7
Exons: 4
Coding region: 109-744 (211 amino acids)
Source: RefSeq, a predicted model, not a curated record
CCAAGGGAAUGACAGCUGUGUUGUGGAAGGGGCAGCUGGGAGGAGAAAGGAUCAUUCCUGAGUGCUCAGCCCCAGAGCAGAACAAAAGCCUCCCGAGCCCCAGCCAGCAUGGAGUCCGCAGCAGAAUACCCCUUUGCCCUGCCGCUCAUAUUCACAGCCUUGGCCCUGCUCCUGGCCACACUGCUGCUCAAACUGCGCUCUGGAGGGGGGAAACCUCAGGCUGAAGUUGCGGAGGAAGAGGAGGAAAAAGUAACGGAGACUUCGGAGAAAGAAGAAACGAUACAGGAAGAAACGGCAGAGGAGGCGGAGGCGGCGGACGACCCAGACGGUGAAAAGAUUCCGGUGGAGGAAAUUGGGGCAAGAGAAGAAGAGCCACUCCCAGAGGGGGCAAAAGAGCCAGAGGCAGUGAAGCCCCCAGCCAAUCAGACGAGGACGCCCAGCCAAUCCAGCCAGGAAGAAGAUGACAGUAAGGAGGACGAUUUGGACCCAGAAAGUGACAAAGUGUUGAAGAUCAGUGAAGCUGAUGAUGCCGAUGAUGAAGAUUCUUCCUUCAAAUACCAACCUGGAAAGCUGCGCGGAAGUGAAUUCCAAAAGAUAUUCACCAAAGACGAAAUGGAGGAAGAGCGGAGGGUUCAGAGGGAACAACUGGGAGCCAUAUUUCAGCUGAUGGAGAGCAACCAGGACACCUUCGGGAUGAUGUCUGAAGAGGAUCUGAAGGAACAGCUUAAACUCUACAACAUGUAAUGCACCACCUAGUGGUAGAGGGUGAUACUGCAGUGCAGGAACAGAAAUGACCGGUGGAAGCGUUGGGCAGAGGAGGGCACACCUAUUUAUAUAUAGAAAGCUCUGUAGCCCCUUUCUGUCUCUAAAAGUGACUGUGAAGGAUUGAAAAGUGUGAUUUAUCUUGUAUUUAACCAAUCAGAUGUUUGUUUUCAUUGCCCUACCUAUGCCCAUAUGCAUAUUUAAUUAUAAAUGACCCCCCCAUUUAUGGCUGAAAACCCCUGCAUUAAAGCCAUACGUGAGUGGGCAGCUGAAUAUGCUCCGAUAGUCCCGGCCAGUUGCCCUCAAAAGAGGUUGGGCUUAGCAAAAAGUGGGCAGAUCACAUGCAUAGGGGGUGGGGCUGGAGUGAAUCCGGGUCUGGAUUCAAGGCAUGCAAUCCUAAGGGCAGUUGGGGGGGGGGGGGCAGAGAAUGGGGCAACGGGGCCCUCAUCAGGAGUCCGGAGCUGGCCCUCAGAAUCCCAAACUUCCAUUGCCAAAUGUUAGCAACACGGCAAUUAGUUUGUAUUACAAUAUAAAUAUGUAUUGUAUAUAGGCAGAUAUAACAUCUCCAAGUGCAGAGUGACCUAUCCCAAUGCAAUAAAGGCAAAAUAACCCCUUCUAAUAAA